Rhagoletis zephyria (snowberry fruit fly) is the source of this 1689-nucleotide messenger RNA. The record is from RefSeq and is a predicted model, not a curated record. NCBI's taxonomy places the organism in Eukaryota, Metazoa, Arthropoda, Insecta, Diptera, Tephritidae.
AUGUCUUUUUAUGAUUCGAUCUCGCAACUAAUUAAGCUGCCAUUUGAUUGCACUUACAAGUGCACGUCGUCUGACACCGAGUCGGUGCGCCUUCUCGACUCAAACUUUUAUACCAAAAUCUUGCACGAUGAUUUAUUCUCUGAUUACAAUAGACUGAUUAGACCUUCAAAGAACCACUCUUACAAGCUGAUAGUCAAUAUUGGUCUCAAGUUGACGCAAAUUAUUGACAUUAAUAUGAAGCAGCAAGUAAUGACGACCAAUUUAUGGCUUGAGCAGACCUGGAACGACUACAAACUCACCUGGAAUCCAAAAGAGUACGGCGGAGUAGAGUUUAUCAACGUUCCAGCUGAGCAGAUUUGGCUUCCAGACAUUGUCCUUUUUAACAAUGCAGACGGAAACUACGAGGUCACACUGAUGACAAAGGCGACAGUGUACUCAACCGGCAUGAUAGUGUGGAACCCACCGGCAAUGUACAAGAGCACUUGCAAAAUUGACGUCGAGUACUUUCCAUUCGAUCAGCAAUCCUGUCUGAUGAAGUUUGCCAGCUGGACUUAUGACGGCCAUGAGGUCGACAUUCGACACGUCAAACAGGACAAAGGCUCAACAGUGGUGGAGAUGGGCGUAGACAUGAGUGAGUUCUACCGAAACGUCGAGUGGGACAUUCUGCUGGUGCCGGCGCAGUACAAUGAGGAGUACUACGAGUGCUGUAAGGAGCCCUAUCCGGACAUAACCUUCAACAUAACCAUGCGACGGAAGACACUCUUCUAUACGGUCAAUCUCAUCAUUCCAUGCGUGGGCAUUUCUUUCCUCACCGUUCUCGUCUUUUACCUGCCAUCUGACAGUGGUGAAAAGGUCACAUUGUCAAUCUCAAUUCUCAUUGCCCUCACUGUGUUCUUUCUCCUAUUGGCUGAAAUCAUCCCGCCAACCAGUCUUGCCAUUCCCCUUCUCGGGAAGUACCUGCUCUUUACCAUGAUUUUGGUCACUUUAUCAAUAUGUGUGACCGUGGGAGUGCUCAAUAUUCACUUUCGAUCACCGUCAACGCACAUUAUGCGCCCCUGGAUUCGCAAAGUGUUGAUUCUCAUUCUUCCUCGACUUUUACUCAUGAAGAGACCUUCCUCUCGAGAAUGGCACGAUGCAUUGACAGAGGUUGGCAGGAGAAAUCGCACUAGAACUCGAAGUGAAAAGGCCAAUGGCUGGAAUCAGUCUUAUCAAGUUAUUCAAAGUCGAUUUCGAAACAAUCAGUCGCUGUACAAGGUGGAGUCCCUUGAGUCGGUUCCGAAUGAGGACUGCAUGGAUUCUGAACUGGAAUACAUGCCGACUAACCCGAAUGAGAGCUCAGAGUAUGAUGAUCAGAUGGAACGACCAGCACACGUCUACACUGCCGAACAGAUACAAGAAAUCAAUCACUAUUACGAGCAGAACUGCGCCAAUUUGCGACAAGUCUUCAAUCGACCUGAAGUGCAAAAAGCCAUAAAGGGCAUCAUUCACCUUUCAGACCACAUCAAGAAGGAUGAAGCUGACAAUAAUAUCAUGGAGGACUGGAAGUUUAUCGCUAUGGUUCUUGAUCGACUUUUUCUUUGGAUAUUCACACUGGCCGUCUUCUGUGGCACUAUUUGCAUCAUUCUUCAGGCGCCCUCACUGUACGAUCAGCGAAUUCCAAUCGAGAGCGAGUUGGUUCUCAGCAACUAG